AUGUCCUUUGUGUCUGAGCGCAUCUUUGCCGAGCGCCGCUUGGAAGCCACGGUGCAAAGGGCCGAGUUGGCUUUGGCCAAGGCAACCCCCACCUUCGCACGGCCCGCGGUGCCCGCGGUGCCGACGGUGCCGACGGUGCCGGUGACCGCCGAACCGGUGGUGCCGGGUUCACCUGCGCCCAGCCGGAGAACGGAGCAGCUGGAAGGUGCCAUGCGGAACGUGCCAAGUGGAAAGGCGAGAGAUCGGGACUUGGUGUUUCCAAAGCUCGAUUGGCCUCCCAGGCAGGUGAAAAGGAUUCCUACACAGACCUUGUGGUCAAAGGUUCCCAAGCUUCCCAAUGGUCCCCAGGGCUCUGGCAGCCCGGAGUUCGAGCAGCGUGUCGAUGCUCUCCGUUGGCGCUUGACACAGACGUUGCUUCCUCCCAUGCCGACACGCGAGACCACGCAUGGCGCAUCUGACCUGUCUCCAGUUGAGACCUGGCCAACGGCAGACGAUGGGGAUGAGAGGGAGGAUGAGAGGCUUCAAGAAAUCCAACGACUCACGCAGGCACAGGCACAUGCAGAGGAGGCGGUGGCCAGGAUGCAUGUGGAGCUUUCGGAAUUCACAGAGGCACGAGCGCGGACUGAAGAGGGUGUUGCAAAGAUCCGUUCAGAGUAUUCCGAGCUGACAGAGGAACAAGCACAGACUGAUGGGGAUGUUACAGAGAUGAACUGUGAGAUUUCCCAGCUUUCACAGGCCCGCGUGCAGGCUGAAGAACGUGUUGCAAAGAUCCAUUUGGAGUAUAUCGAGCUGACAAAGGCAUGCGCACGCUCUGAAGAGGAUGCUGCAGAGAUGCGUUUGGAACAUUCAGAGGAACUGCAGACUUUGGAGUCUACCUUGCAGGCCUGCAAAGACUUUUCGGAAGAUGUUGCUAGUCAGAAGGAAGAGUUGAAGGAGCGCCUCAGACUUACAGAGAUCAUGACCCAGGAGGCCAUAGAGGCGCAAGUGGAGGCCUUCCGCGAGAUGGACUUUGAUUUGGCAGGCAUGGAGCUGAAGCUGCAGAACGAGCAGAAUGAGCUUGAAGUGGUGGCCAGGGAGGGUGUUCUGCUCGAGGAGCAUUGGUCCACAAAAGCGGAAGAGCUCAGGCACGAGCUAAGUGAGGAGUUGAAGCUUGCAGAACUGCUACCUUCCAUUGAACUUCAAUCUGCAGAGAGUCAGGCGAAGGCGGAGCUGUGUGCUGGGCGUCUUGCCGAGCAACGUGCGGAGCUGUGUGCCGACCACGAGCGCGACCGUGACCAGCGGGACCAGCUGGACCAGCUGCAGCUGCAGCUGCGGGAAGAAUGUGCUGUGGCGGGGAGAAGGGAGGAACAAAACCGCUACCUGCAUGAGAUUUGCCAGUUCAAUCCAGGUUUCGAUGCAGUGUGGCUGAUUUGCCUUUAA
This is a messenger RNA of Durusdinium trenchii, 1419 nucleotides long. The record is from the annotation of a GenBank genome assembly. NCBI's taxonomy places the organism in Eukaryota, Dinophyceae, Suessiales, Symbiodiniaceae.